CGACAGCCGAUGAUGAUACGCGCGAGCCGCGAGACCCGCGCCCGGCGCCCGCCGUCAGUCCUAUAGAGGCUCUGCUACGCAGCGCUACCCUCGUCGACGACCGUUCUCUACGUCUCUACGUCGAUAUUUCAGUGGGAUCCAAUUACGAUAUUGUGCCGUAGAUAUAAACAGUGUAUGUGCGUAUUCGGGAAUUUGCAGCUCAGUGACCUAUAACGACUCCACCAUUUUGAGUUAAAAGUCGCCGGUCUUUUCUAGCAGGUCGCAACGAUGACGUUAACGAGAAACUGUGCAAGUGGAUUGUGGGUGGUACUGUUAACGGCGACUUUAGCGAUAUCAGUUUUUGGCGAUGCCGGGGUGGGACUGUUCAAUGCCCGACUCAAACAAGUCGUAACUUCCAGCACGCUGAAGUGGGCUAACAUGAAGAAAGAAGCUAUGAGCAACUACGUCGUCGGCGCCGAUUCUCAACAAGGACCCAUAUACCUGUGUCGCGCCCGACACGAAGGUGAUAUGCUACUCGGACAGCUUCGACCGGAUUAUACCUCCUGUGCUGUGUCUGGAACCAAGGCAUACAAUGUUUUCGAAGUGCUGGAAAACAUAGAAAAUGCUUCUCUUAUAAUAUGGAAACCCUGGUACAAAUUUAAUGCAAAACCGAGUGCUGCGGUAGUCGUCGACCCCUCGGUGGACUCCGUUUUUGUGGGCAGAGUUAAAGCAGAGGAAGGAUUCUCUCACAACAUUGGGAGAAUAAUAUACGAAAGUACAGUGGGACAGUUGAUAACGUUCGAUGAAAAAAAUAAUGAACUCAGUGUAGAGCAAGGAGAGAUCCUCGUUGAAAUUGAACCGGUCAGCUAUAAAAUGCAUAACGUCGAGUUGGAUUUAUCAACUGAACAUGUCAGACAAGCUGAUCCGCAAAUACUAGAGGAACGUGUCCUAAGAAACGACGAGGAAGUUGCCGCUACCGUGACUACUGAAAUAGAAUACAAAUUCAAUUAUACUUUAUCUUGGGGACACGGCCACGGGAUAGCUACCGGGUUGAAUACUAGCAUAGAGAUGGUAGACGGAACCGUUUACCAAAUAGAGUGGGCUAAUCCUAUAAUGGAGGUAAAGAAAGAAUUGUUUAAGUUGGAGAAACACCUCGAACCGGGAACCGCUUGCAAUGUCACGUUCAGAGGGAACAACACCGACAGAGAUGUACAAUACACCGCCAAGGUGCAAACCUUCUACAAGGAGGAUAACGUCAGGUCGAGACAAAUGCGAGGAGAACGGAUCGAAAACACUCUGGAAGUGGAGGCUAUUUAUGGUGAAAUUUACUACACCGUUAACAACACACUCGUGCCGACUACUACAACGACCACUACGACCACCACGACCACAACCACCACCACCACACCGGAGCCUCCACCGCCGUCGGUAGUAGAAACAAACGACGUUGGAAUGAUAAUGGACAGCAAUGAUAUUUUAGGGGACAGCAGUGAGGAGGACGUGGUCAAAGAAUCCCCCGCUAAAGAAGACAAUAUCGACCGCGCCGUCGUCGGCGGACUCGGCAGCAAACCCAACGGUCCAAACAGCGCCAGUAUUAAAAUCGUGUCUUACACUAUUUGCGUACCCCUGAUUGCACUUUUACGUUAAAAAUUACCAGUUUACGUCUAUUUUUGUUGUAAAUAAAAAUAAAUGACAUUAAUGUUGCUAAAUGUUACUAUAAUAUGUGUUAUGGCCGUAUAGCUUCAUUCUGUUGAGUAUUCAAUGAGAAAAUUAAAAAGUUUCUCAACAAAUAAUGUAAAUACUAACAUUCCUGUUAUUAUAUACUUUCAUUCCAAUUGUAUAGAUGUGGAGCCAAAACACAUGAUGUAUAUAGAUAUUGUAUAUUGUAGAUAAGAAUCGGUCGCACAGCGACCACUCCUUUCCUUAUCAAAAUAGGAAAGUAUUGUUAUUAAUAAUAAUAAUUCGAUAUUAAAGUAAUAAAGUAUGGCGCUGUUACCGUAUAAUGUUGCCCAGUUUCAGUAUUUUUCAAAAUAACAAUCUACAUCUAGAAAUAAUUUAAUAUGCUAAUAUUUUUUUUUAUAUUCUUCGAAAUGAGAAUAGUAUAAUGAAUUUGCCUAAAAUAGUAGCACGGUUACGAUAAUAUUAUUUGUUAUAAAUUUUGAAAAUUGAAUCUCAUAACAUAGUGAAGACUGGUACAUGUAUCUGAUAAUUAUGUGAUAACAAUUCAAAUCAUCAUUCAUCAUUUUAAACAAGAAUCUCUGGUUCUACUUUCUCAUAAUUGACAUUCUUCCUUAUGAACUGGAGUAUAAUCUGUAAAAUAAACUUUUCAGUACCUCGUAGUCCUAUUUUAGAUUUUAAUUCGUUUUUGUUGAUUUAGUUAUACUUUUGAAGAGUUUAAAUCCAGAAUUAAUGAUAUUACUAUUAGAAUAUUUUGUAAUGAUAUUUGAUCGCCUUUUAUUUAUUUUUAAGUUAGUUUGUGAGCCUGAUCUGCAGCUAGUGUUUAGGAUUUUUUAUUUUUAACAAUUUCUUUUUUCGAAAACUAAACAAAUGCGACCCCGUUAUUCCUUUGAUAAGAAGAGGCCAUUAUAAGUACAUUAAAGUUCUACGACAAAUAUAACAGACUAAUUAUAUAUUAUCUCAUCUCAUCCGAAAAGUGUCUAAAACAGUAUAUUUCCAAGCCAUCGUAGAAGUUAAACGUGUCCAAUAUCUCUCGCUAUAAGAUAUAUCCAUAGAUAGCCAAAUAUAAAAUUAGUAUCAGAAUAGAUGUUAAAUACAGAUUUAGAUGUUUGAAAUGCUUAGUGGUUUGUGAAUGUAAAAGAAUGAUAUUUUUGUAUGGGCAAUCAUGAUCGCCUUAGAUGUUAUGAUGCCCUUAAGAUCUAUAUUUUUUCUAUACUAGCAUAGGAAAUGGAAUGAUACGAUGGCUUCGCAACAAUGAAACUCAUCGAUACCGUAUAAAAGUAUAAUCCUGCAUUUCAUUGUGGAUCAGUUUGGCAAGAUGAUGUUGCGAGCUUCCCGUAUAAUUCCUGCGUUAUAUUAUAUUAUGUUACAGUAUUUACUAUGGAUAUUGUGUUCUAAUCCUCUUAUUUCAUUUGUAAAUCUAUUAUCCCACCUAGUUUAACGAUGUAGAGUAAGAUUAGAUGUUUAUUCCAGAUUAUUUUAAAAGAUGUAUAACUUAUUACUUGUGGAACAAUCUCACUUUGCUAAGUAUAGAUUGCUAAAAUUAUGAAUGUUCGAUUGGAUUUAACUUGUAUAAUAAUAAUAAUCAUUCGAGGCAAUAUAAAAGCUUUUACUACGCUUGAAAUUUCAAUCACUGUAUUAAAUAAUAAAUUCGGUUGUUCAAAUGAAGUAGCUUGUUCGACCUUUAAAUAUCCUUUGCAAAGCAUUAUUGUGAUGUUCAAUGUAAUUAUUAUAUUUCAGUUUUAUUAAAGUGUAACUUAAACUGUGCCUACUCAUUUCCGAAUCCAUUCAACAUAAGAUUAAAGUAUG
This is a messenger RNA of Aricia agestis (brown argus), 3465 nucleotides long. It is a transcript of the gene uzip, whose product is annotated as protein unzipped. The record is from RefSeq and is a predicted model, not a curated record. NCBI's taxonomy places the organism in Eukaryota, Metazoa, Arthropoda, Insecta, Lepidoptera, Lycaenidae. The transcript has 3 exons. The coding region runs from base 268 to 1626 and encodes 452 amino acids.